GUAUUACGUUGGUUCAGUUUGUGGUUAGUGUUGUUCUACUGAGGUUGUGUGUGUUCUUUUAUUUAUUUGCGUGAUUAACUGUGAUAAUGCAUAUCAGUUUGAAGAAAUCCGUGGAAAUGAGAGAAAAACACUCUUGGAUGAUGACAGGCACAACAAUCUUCGCAUUCCUGAACGUUAUUUCAGCCAGCAUCGGAGUCCUAAUAUGCCUGAAUGUGCUGGCCAUGUACGUGUACGAAGCGAUCACCCACACCGACAAGAUUGAUACAUUCAUGUGGUCCGCGUGUCUCGGCACUAACUUCCUUGCCAUUGUGUCCUUGGUGUUUGCCGUGCUGCUGUAUCUUGGCAUCAAUCGGAAAAAGCCGUGCUUCAUACUAGCUUACUGCAUCUUUGGAGUCGUCGUAGUAAUUUCAAUAGUCUGCGCACUAGUGCUCAUCCAUCAACAGAAAUAUUUGGGAAUGGAGAAGAAAUUACGAGAAGUUUUCUGUGAAUAUUAUGAGCCCGUCGUCUAUGCUACUGUUGGGAUGUGCGUUAUGUAUGUGUUAUUGCUUACUAUGAUCUGCCGGACCUGGGUUUUGAUGACAUCCUGGCGUUCAGGCGACCGAAGGAAACUUGUCAAUGACUACUAUGAAUCCGACUGGAGAACCGACUGACAGUUAUAAACUGCCUAAUUCACUGGAGAAGAAAUAAGGGUCCUACACAUACUCGUAACAUUAUAGUGUCCUUACUUUCGCGUCUUUCCUGUAAGUAGAUAUCAAAAGAUAUAAGUAUAGAUAAAAACUUUAAUGCAAAACAUUAUCGUGACAAAAAUAUUGAACUUAUGAUAAGAAUAAAACUAAAACCAAAGAGAAUAGAUAGUAUAGAGGGGUCCUGUCAUAGUAAAUUUUGUAGUCACAGUAAAUUUACUGCCAUCUAUCGACACACGACUAAAACUCAAAAUGAAAACGUAUAAAACUAUCAAAAAAAUUAAUAUAUAAAUGGUUUUAUUAUUUUUAUUUCAUUUUGACCCAUGUUCAUUCACUGAUACCUAUGUGUUAAAAUUUUUAAAUAUAAAACGGUGUCGUCACUGCCAUCUAGCCGAGCAUAGGCCAAAGGUGUGUGCGCCAUCUGUCCGAGAAUGACUUUUUCUUGACUUCCGAGGCACAUUUUUCCUUAGACUUUAUUCAUCUUAUACGGAGUUACAUAUGUCUUUGCUAAAACUUAUGUCUAAGUACUAUACUAAACUAACUAAGUACAUAAGUACUAGGAUUUUUUUUGUCACGACUGUGUAGUCGCGAAAAGGCGCCAACUCAGCAUGUGCUGCAGCAUUGAUGCCACAGCGCUGGUAUUCUGCCGGGACCUAGCAAUGUACGCAGCAGUUCAAAAGCAAAUUUUUGAACUGCACCCUUACAGGAGUGAUACGAAAUGUGUGUGACCCAUCAAUUUAAAAAAACAGCAUGAUAUGGUGGCAUGACUUUAAUAUGAAUGUGUAAAACAGGCUGAAGAUUAAUAUCAGUUUAAUUCAUGUGUUUUUUCGCUUCUGGUAUAAAAGAAGUGAAAUAAACACAUGUAAAAGAACUGACAAAUGCUAUGUACUUUAAUGUAGGUAUAUAAUUUUUUUGCUGUGUGUACAAUACAAGACAAUAGAUAUAUGAUGGAUUCAAAUUUCGUUUUAUUUGUUUUUAUUUAUACGUGUUGUUCAUUGUGGUAUAAUCAUAAACAGUUUUUAAUUUGUGUUGUGAUACUUCUUUUACACCAAUCU
Messenger RNA from Cydia splendana, 1738 nucleotides. RefSeq lists its product as uncharacterized. The record is from RefSeq and is a predicted model, not a curated record. Bases 87 to 650 code for a protein of 187 amino acids. The transcript is spliced from 5 exons. Lineage: Eukaryota; Metazoa; Arthropoda; Insecta; Lepidoptera; Tortricidae.